AUACUCUCUUUCCACUGGGUUACACGUCACGACAUAUGGCAAAAUGAAUUAUCUGUUGACUGCUCUGAUUGCUCUUUUGGCUCCGAUUUCUGUUGCAUACAAUGUCCCACAUGGUUUUCUCACAGGUGAAGCCGUAACUUCCCACUCCGGCCCAAACGAUUUGGACGGUGAACUUCCCGCCACUGAUGAGGUGAAACGGGAAAAGCGUGGCUAUUUCUUCCCGUCACAUUUCCAAAGUGACAGUGGUCUUCUUUCAAGAUCCGAACAUCCGAAUGAAUAUCUCAAAAAAUGGAUUACUCACGAGCAUAAUCGGUAUAGGCGUAUGGUGCCUGCCUCCGACAUGAACAUGCUCUACUGGUCCGAUGAGCUGGCCGCUUCAGCUCAACGCCACGCGGACACCUGUGAUUUCCGUCACUCCCGUGGACGCAUCAACGUCGGCGAAAACAUCUGGGCGGCGCCGUACAGUAACUAUUCUGACGCUAUCUCGAUCUGGUUCAACGAGGUCCAUAAUCCAAGAUGUGGAUGUAACCAUGCCUAUAAACACUGUUGCGGUCACUAUGUUCAGGUUGUCUGGGCAAAGACGAAUCUCGUCGGAUGCGGCUUCUCCCGUUGCCGUGACGUUCAGGGUGUCUGGGGACGUGGACAUCGUAACGUAUUCGUCUGUCACUACAAUCCACAGGGAAAUACGGUAUUCGUCACUGCGAGAGGACAGCUUUAUGCGAUGCCAGCUUUCACCUGGGCUUCCGGUGACAAUGGAAAAUGCUCCAACUGCCCAGCAAAUGCUCCAGCCUGCUACCAAGGGCUCUGCUACAUGCCAAAGAACUACGAGGCUCCGACUACAACAACGGAAUCCACCACAACAUCUACAACAACUGAGGAACCAACGACAACUUGUGAGCCCGAUGAACCAGAAGCUGAGGGAGCUGACAAUAAUCAAGAAGAAGAAGAAGAAAACAACGACGGGUUCCGAAUGAGAGUUUAAGCUUCUUUCAUGGUACCCUACCUUCUCCCACAUUUAAUACCGGAUGAACUACUUGGAUUGCUUACCGAACGGGUGUGCAUACCGCUGCAUUUAUUUAUUCAUUUAUAUAUAUAGGUGUAUGUGUAUGUAUUGGUGAUAUACCGAGAUUUCUACGAAUUGAUGAUAUUCAAUAAAAACUACAGUACAAUUCU
Molecule: messenger RNA, 1173 nt
Organism: Caenorhabditis elegans
Lineage: Eukaryota; Metazoa; Nematoda; Chromadorea; Rhabditida; Rhabditidae
Gene: lon-1
Product: Protein lon-1
Exons: 6
Coding region: 44-982 (312 amino acids)
Cellular component (GO): extracellular region
Source: RefSeq, marked reviewed